This is a messenger RNA of Anguilla rostrata (American eel), 4163 nucleotides long. It is a transcript of the gene csf2rb, whose product is annotated as colony stimulating factor 2 receptor subunit beta. Gene Ontology annotation, molecular function: cytokine receptor activity; protein binding. Gene Ontology annotation, biological process: cytokine-mediated signaling pathway. Bases 321 to 2510 code for a protein of 729 amino acids. NCBI's taxonomy places the organism in Eukaryota, Metazoa, Chordata, Actinopteri, Anguilliformes, Anguillidae. The record is from RefSeq and is a predicted model, not a curated record. Gene Ontology annotation, cellular component: external side of plasma membrane. The transcript is spliced from 14 exons.
CUGCGUAGGUCACGCGCGUGAGAGACGCUCAAAGACGAGCACUCAGUCAACCAAGCAAAGUUUACUGUAAGUGGCGCACAGACGACAGAGCGCUGCUCAGACACUCACUGCCUAGUACAGCAUCGCAACAACCAGGACCGCCAGCUGAAUGAAUAGCAAGAGAUCAUUUUUAUUAGAUCCCGAAAGCGAAAGAAAGUCACGUCCACAUACGGUAUUUGCAUACUUAAGACAGGUCAUACAGACACAGAUCGUGCGGAGUGAUCAAGAGCUGCUAGACCUUCCCAGAUCUCCCUGCCCUCCGUGCCCAGCACCCAGGAACUAUGCUUCUCCCCUGGGCACUCUCCUUGUCCACCGUGUUCCUGGUCCCUGCCUGUGGAACUCCCCCAUGUGCAGUACAUAACGGAAUCAGUGACACCAACACAUUGUAUGCGGCCUCUGCAUUAGAGUCCUUGCGUUGCCUCAAUGACUACCGGUCCCACAUACGCUGCAGCUGGACAGAGAGCAUGCAGAUGCACUCGCAGGCCCCACUGUCACUCUACCACUGGAGCAACGUUGAUAGAGAGUCCCCGUGUCUGCCGUAUCGACACCCGGACCAGCUGCCGGACGGCCGCCUCACCGUGCAUUGCCGGUACAACACCACCUUUUUCGUCUGGGCGGCUAGAGAUGCCUUCUUUUUCAAGACACCCUGCCCCCCGGCCCUGACAAAAACGGUCUCCCCUCUUCAGCACGUGAGACUGGGACCGCCCCGCAACCUAUCGCAGCGAGCUGUGGAGGGAGGGGGCGCUGUUCUGAAGUGGCAGGACCCCCCGCACGCCACCCCCUCGCGCCAACGCUCCUCCCUCAGCUACCAAGUCGGCUACAGAAGGCGCGGCGGCCAGGACUGGACGGAAGUGGAGGUUUCAGAGUUGGAGUUAAGGUUCGAGGCUGGGUCUCUGGCGGCAGAUUGUGAAUACGAGGCCAAGGUGAGGGUCAGAGAAGAUAAAGGGCUCUGGAGCGAGUGGAGCCCCCUAGUGGAGUGGAAGACUGAGAAUGUACCUGGUCCUUCCAACCUGCAGUGUGUGUUUGACGGACAGAUGGAGGUGCACUGCAGCUGGGAGGUGAAGAGAGAACUGGCUGAGGUCUUCACCUACAGGCUGUCAUACCGCCUGAACCAGAGCUUACCUGCUCAGUGGUGCAGUAUGAGCUCUCCUCCCAAUGCUCAGCACUCCAGAGACCCAGUGCUGAGGUUCAGCUGUUCUUUCUCGGUGUCGGACCCAGAGCAGCAGCUUCAAGUGGAGCUCCUCCCCACAUACAACACCAAGGAGAUCCUGUCUCACAAACACGUUCAACCUUCUCCACCAGUUCUGGUGGAGGUGACAGAGAGGGGUCAGGACUGGGUGUUGAGCUGGACCCCCCCGGAAUCCUCUUAUCUCCUGUCCUUCUCCUACGAGCUGCGAUACUGGAGCACCAAAAAACAGGAGAGGAUGACGUAUCUCAACUUUACAGAGAGAGCCCGCUCUUUCGUCAUGCACAGGGGGUCCCUGCUCCCCUCCACACAUUACGCGGCUCAGGUUCGAGCCUGGGCCAUCCCCUCUUACACGGGCCCCCCUUCUGAGUGGACGCAGCAGAUAGAAUGGACCACUCACCCAGCUCCCUGGUCCAUCUCUACGCUCAUUUACAUCCCCAUUGCUGUGCUUGUGGGCAUAAUCUUCAUUAGCCUGUACUUCACCCUCCCAGCCUGUCGCAGGAGAAUAGUGCUGUGGAAGGUGUCUGUACCAACUCCCAUCAAGAGUAAAGUGCUUGAAGAAAUCAUGAAGAGAACCCCCAGCACCAAGCCGACGCUACAGAAAGAGAUAGAGAAAACCCUCAUCUGCAGUGUGCAAGUCCUGGGAAAAGUCAAUGAGUCCUGUUACUUAGAAGACUGCAGCCAGCCACAGGAGCUGGCCAAUGGCAACGGCCCGGGACCGUGCUGGGAAACAGCCCCCAAAACUGCACUGCUGGGCUCCCCUGGCCCCCCUGACUCCCCUCAAGAGGCCAGUCUGAGCUUCAGCGGGCCCUACAUCCUGUGUCCCGGCUGCUCCCUGCCUGAGGCCAGUGAAGCUGAGGGGCAGACCAGCCAGGGCCACUUCCUGUUUGACUCGCCCAUCCUCUCCCAGCUCCCACCGCCCUCCCUCUGCCAGUCCGUGGUGGGGUACGUGGGCAUCCCCGCGCCCGAGGACGACCUGUGCAAAGAUUUGGCCCCAGGGUCCUCCCAGGAACUUGGCCCGGUAUGGGACGGGUACGUGGCUGACCCCAACGAACUGAUGGGGGACCCCCGGCCAAAGUCGUCCCCGGGGUUCCCGGACUGUGACCCUCCAGCCUACACCCCCACUACUGUCCCGUUCCCGGGCGGUCCUGCAGAGUUCAAAGGCCGGGGCGCGGCGAACCCCCCCUCGGGCGUCCCGGGGUACCCUGCGGGGAAGCAGGGGUUGGGGUUGUCAGACAGGCGAUGUGACGUCACUGACUACGUCAGGCUGUCAGAGACAUUGUGAAAUGGAAAGCGGUCGGCGAUACACACUGGAUCAGGAGCAAUGUGAAAGGGAGAAAGAGGAUUAGGGAAGCCAGCAACUGACAAUAAGAGCUGAAAUAAUAGUUAAAUGCAGGCAGGUACAGUGCUCAGCAGCCGUAACAUAAAGUCCCUCCCCCAGCUGCACAGAAUAACCGCUGAGAGCUGUACAGCACUGCUCUAAUGCAGCUGCAUGCUGCUGUACAGCACUGCUCUAAUGCAGCUGCAUGGUGCUGUACAGCACUGCUCUACUGCAGCUGCAUGCUGCUGUACAGCACUGCUCUAAUGCAGCUGCAUGCUGCUGUACAGCACUGCUCUACUGCAGCUGCAUGCUGCUGUACAGCACUGCUCUAAUGCAGCUGCAUGCUGCUGUACAGCACUGCUCUACUGCAGCUGCAUGCUGCUGUACAGCACUGCUCUAAUGCAGCUGCAUGCUGCUGUACAGCACUGCUCUAAUGCAGCUGCAUGCUGCUGUACAGCACUGCUCUAAUGCAGCUGCAUGGUGCUGUACAGCACUGCUCUACUGCAGCUGCAUGCUGCUGUACAGCACUGCUCUACUGCAGCUGUGUGGUGCUGUACAGUACUGCUCUACUGCAGCUGUGUGGUGCUGUACAUAACGCACUCAGGGGCUGCUGGCCGAUCUGCACACACCGCUGCAGAGCAUCUUCAGAGGUCAUUAGCUGGAGCUUAUCCACAGUCCGUCGCUUACGGGACGCUCUGCACAGAGGGAGCUUCGCAGGGUGUCUGAAUCAGAGCAAUGUAGGGAGAGAGGGAGUAUGGGGAGGGAGAGAGAGAGAGGGAGAAGGAGAGACGUGGUAAGAAGGGUGAUUUAGUCCGUUUUCUCAGCAGAGCCCGAGCAGCGUAUGCAGUCUCUCCACAGCUGAGCUGUUUGUCAUAAUUACACAGCCAGGUUCUGCAUUCUGUCCUCGGAAGCUACCUUUCCCAUUCUUCCCCCAAAGUGAAUGUUAAUAUCACAAAAAUAGAUCUGGUACUUUUUUUUAUUUACAUACACAGCUGUAGUGCAUCUAAGUUAUUGGGUCUGUCAAGCUCUGUUCUGUAGGUGAGUGUAUGACGUGGACGUUUGCUGUUAGGGUCAUUUAUAUCACCCCACAUUCUGAAAAUGAACUCCUCUUUUACCUUGUUCUUCUGACAUCAUUCUUUUGUUUCCAAAUUUUCAUCUUACAUUGUCUUAUUUUCUUACCAAGGGAAUCAAAAUGUAUCUGUUUUUUCUAUCACUGUGUUGUAAAUAUUUCAAAGGCUCAGCAUAGGAAUGCAAAUAUAUAUUUUUAUUAAUUAUUUACAGUGGCUAUUCCAGGUCAGAAAAAUAUGUGGGGAUAGAAGGAAGAAGCAACGAAGAGCUGAUAGGUCUGGUGGGGGCCAGUAGGUGGUGCUGUUUCUCAAAAAUGUUUCACGAAGACUGGCUUUUGAUUGGCCUUCAACUGGGUUUUUCUUCAUUUUGAUGCCCCAAAUGUAGAGGUCUCCCACACCGCCGUCAAGCAGUGUAGCUGUGUAGCAAAGAGCAGUGCUAAUGUCAAAUGAGUGGGAUUUCAGUUUUCUGGAACAAGUGAAAUACAUUCUGUUUAUUCUAAGUGUGUGUGAAAUUGAUGCUGUUGAAAAUAAACUUUUUUUACUCAAUGAA